GGCGGCGGUGACAAGAUGGCGGCGCAACAGCAGUGUCGGGAGGGCGUUACGCCGUUGGCGCGGCCGGCCGCGGCGGAGGCGGACCCCCUGGGCCGCUUCACGUGUCCCGUGUGCCUGGAGGUGUACGACAAGCCGGUGCAGGUGCCCUGCGGACACGUCUUUUGCUCUGCAUGCCUGCAGGAAUGUCUGAAGCCGAAGAAACCUCUCUGUGGCGUGUGUCGCAGCGCUCUGGCACCUGGCGUCCGAGCUGUGGAGCUCGAGCGGCAGAUCGAGAGCACAGAGACUUCUUGCCAUGGCUGCCGUAAGAAUUUCUUCCUGUCUAAAAUCCGGGCCCAUGUGGCUGCCUGCUCCAAGUACCAGAAUUACAUCAUGGAAGGCGUGAAGGCCACCACGAAGGAUGCGUCCCUUCAGCCCAGGAACGUUCCGAACCGUUACACCUUUCCCUGUCCUUACUGCCCCGAGAGGAACUUUGACCAGGAAGGGCUCGUGGAGCACUGCAGGUUAUUCCACAGCGCGGACACCAAGCCUGUGGUGUGCCCGAUAUGUGCCUCGAUGCCCUGGGGAGACCCCAGCUACCGCAGCGCCAACUUCAUACAGCACAUCCAGCGCCGGCACCAGUUUUCUUACGACACGUUUGUGGACUACGAGGUGGAUGAAGAGGACAUGAUGAACCAGGUCUUGCAGCGCUCCCUCGUGGAUCAGUAGCAGGUCCUUGCUGUCCGUCUCGUGUUCUAGAGCUUCCACGGCGUGCUGAGCGUGAGACCUCCGACUCCUGUCCCUCCCCUGUGACACCCCUGCAGCGCCAGCGCUGGCGGAGGCGGCCCCCGCGCAGGCGUCUCCCGCAGCCAGCCCCCUUGUCACGUGGCCUCGUCUCACUGCUCCUCAGCUCCUUCCUGGAGCGGUGCCUCCUCCUCUGCACAAUAAUCCAGCUUUUACCUCCACCUGGCCUUGCUUCCCGUUUGUUCUCCGCUGGUCAGCGCUCAGGUCCUCCCCGCCAGCCAGGACCUUUUCUGGGUCACGAAUAGCACAACGAAGCGAGGGUCCCCGGCUCCCCCUUGGGUGCGGGAACCUGGCCACGGCGCGGUGUGGGACAGGGAGCAGCCCC
Molecule: messenger RNA, 1105 nt
Organism: Perognathus longimembris pacificus (Pacific pocket mouse)
Lineage: Eukaryota; Metazoa; Chordata; Mammalia; Rodentia; Heteromyidae
Gene: Rnf114
Product: ring finger protein 114
Exons: 6
Coding region: 16-705 (229 amino acids)
Biological process (GO): protein polyubiquitination; ubiquitin-dependent protein catabolic process
Molecular function (GO): ubiquitin protein ligase activity
Source: RefSeq, a predicted model, not a curated record